Molecule: messenger RNA, 1527 nt
Organism: Puccinia graminis f. sp. tritici CRL 75-36-700-3
Lineage: Eukaryota; Fungi; Basidiomycota; Pucciniomycetes; Pucciniales; Pucciniaceae
Exons: 12
Coding region: 1-1527 (508 amino acids)
Molecular function (GO): RNA binding; protein binding
Source: RefSeq, a predicted model, not a curated record
AUGGUUGAGACGCAGAUGGUUAGGCCUAAGGCCGGAACACUUGGCGAAAAGUUGAAGGUAACCGUCAAUGCCUACAAAGUCAAAGUACCCAGCCUUGUCCUCCAUCAUUAUGAUGUUGCUAUUGAAGGCUUGGUCAACAAACACGGCACCGUCGGUGACGUGCCGCCGUCCCUCGGCCGGGAGAUCUUUACCGCCUUGAAGGCGAUGGACGCUUUCCAACAACAUUCGGUGGUCUACGAUGGCAGAAAGACCGUGUUUUCGCCGCAAGCCCUUAAUUUUCCCCAUGAUAAACAGACCUUUGACGUCAAUCUGGCCUCACCAGCCGAACGCGCUGCCAAACGUAACCGUUCGUUCAAGGUGGUUAUCACCAAAGUCAACGAGGUGAAACUCGAUAAUCUGCUCAAGUAUGUCAAGAGGCAAGUUGGACCCACUCCGGAUGAAGGCGUUUACAUUGCCAUCACCGCAUUGAACGUCUUGUUCAAUCACGACAUGAUGAUGACUCAUCCUAACUCAAAGAACAAGUUCUUCCCUCGUCCCCAAGGAGUUGGCUCAUCAGGCAUGUUGUUCAAAAUGAAAGAGGGAAUCGAGAUGUGGCGCGGCUACUUUAGUUCAAUCCGAAUGGCUCCUGGAGGUGUCAUUUUGAAUUUCGAUCUGACUUCUCAGCCCAUGUUGACAUGUGGAAACCUGAGAGAUGUAGCUGUUGCUGUGUUGGGAGUUGAACCCCCCGGAUCCCUUCAAAGGCUACUUCCUACACAAUUGAUCACUCUUUCCCGCUCUCUGAAGAUGAUGACAGUCUCUGUCAGUCGAGUUGACAAGACUAUAUUGAGGACUAAAAUCAAAGAGGUUGCAAAGUCGGCAAGAGAGAUGAUCUUCGAGGCCCCUGUGUCACCGGAUUCAAAAGUCAUGAAGAAGUGGAAUGUUGCGGAAUACAUUGAAUUCACUUACAACAUGAAGCUCAAGGGUGCGAAUGAACCCAUUGUCAGAUUGACUGGCAAGGGAUGGUACCCCCUUGAAAUCUGUCAUGUCAACCCUGGUCAAAAGUUCUCCAAGAAGUUGUCCCCAGAGCGACUAAGUGACGUUAUCAAGUGGCUGACAGUCGGACCACAAGAUCGCACUAGGAUGCUUACUAAUGGAAUUCAAAAUCACCUCAGAACUGGUACCACUAUUGAUCGAUGGACCAUUGAGUUGGAAGCUAACCCCCUUGUCAUCAGCGCCCGUCAAUUGGCACCACCAACCGUUUAUUACGCACCUCAAAGCGCCAAUAAAUCGAAUUCCUCCACCGACAAAUUUGGAAAUGGCGCCUGGAACUUGUCUGGAAAAAUGCUGCUACAACCUGUGGCAGUAACAAGCUGGGUUGCCAUCGUCCUUAGCCAGGCUAACUUUGGAAUUUCUAAGGCACAAGCUGCCCAAGCUUUAGAAGGCCUUCAAUCAGCUAUGAAGGCUGUGGGUAUGCAAGUGAGUGGCCUCCAAGGGCCAGCCAUCUUUGUGGAUAAAAAUGAGCCUUUAUUGCCCUCAGAUGACGAUUGA